UACAAAAUAGUAAACAACAUUUUUGAGCAAAGAGAAUGAUUUAUUUAUUCAUAUCACUAAGAGCAUUCGCGAUGCGAACGGCUCUGUAUCGAUUAUUUUCCGGUUUUGUUUUAUUUUUCGUUUUGCCAUUCAGCAGAAACCGAAAAACGAAAGAUAAAAACGCAACUCAGUUGGCCGAGUGCUCGCUCUUAGCCAGAUUCGGAGAUCGAGGGAGCUGAGCCGAGCUGAGCGCAAAUGUUUCAAGUCGGAGAUUUUCGAGAUUUCGAGAGUUGAAACAUUUUCCGCCCAUUAAGUUUUUUUUUAAGGCGCACGGCGAGAACGGCUCAGUCUCGAUUGUCAGCUUGUCGUGAAUGGUUUUUUAGCACACACGCGGACCACCGGGCACCGGAGCUAAAAAUCGCGCUUAAGUUAUUUAAUAACAACAACAUCGUUUGCACAUAUCUCCGCAUCGCGAUAUAUACACAUAUAUACAAAUACGACAUACGACAUACGGCGUGUGUGAGUUUGGUGUUGUUAUUCUGUGAGUCUGCCAGUGGUUGUGUGUGUGUGUGCGUGUGUGUUUGCCAUUGUUGCCAGGGGUGGAAAGUGGGCAGUGGGGGAGCUGAUCUGACUGAUUUGUUAUUUUUGCAUAAAUCAAUUUCGAGAGCGCGCGCCAUCAAUUUCCGUGCGCGCUGAUCUGUUCUAGAUGAUGUCGCAUGCGCGCCCGAAUCGAGUUUGUCGCCUAAGUCUUUCGUUUGCGCACUGAAACGCGCACCAGCAUACAUUUCGCACUUGCCUCCCCCUUCCCCUCCUCCGAUGGCGCUCACGAACUUCUCGCUGCCCUUCGGCGCCCUGGGUCAGCCGUGGGGCGUGACCCUGGCGCCCCUGCAUCCGAUCCACCAGCUGGCCAGCAACACCAACAACCUGCUCUACUCGCCGGCGGACCACCAGCAGCAGUCUCCAGCGGAGGCCCAAGCCGAUCCAGAGUACUUUAAGAACAAUCCCUACGGACCACCGCAGUCGGGUGGCUAUCAGUAUCAGAACACCGCUGGGCGGCGCAAGCAGAGCAAUGCCUACUUGCCACCAACGGCGCCAAAUGCUGUUAGGAAUUCCGUCUACCACAUACAGCAGGUGCAGCAAGUGCAGCAAACGCAACAGCAGCAGCAGCAACAUCAACAGCAGCAGGAUCACAAUGAGAACAGCGUGUCCUUCCAGAGCUCCAGCUCCAGUUCCAGUUCAAGGUCGAGCACCACCACGGGCCAAAGUUCCAUUCAGCUGACUCAUUCGAGUGGCCGGGGUCCGGCGGAGGGUUCCUACUCCCGUUAUCCCGGCCAGCCAGCUCAACCGCAGCAGCCACAGCAGCAGCAGAAGCAGUACUUCAAUGCCCAUGGCAGUGCCAGUGCCACUUUCACCAAGAACAGCGGCAGCUUUAGUAUUACCAGCUUUGGCAGCAGGCAGCAGCAGCCGCAGCAACCGCAGCAACAGCAGCCGCAGCAGCAGCAGCAACCACUGCCGCAACAAUCACCGCCAUCGCAGCAGCAACAGCCGCCACCUGCCCCGCCGCCCCAGAGGUCGAGGCAGGCCAAGCCGGAGGUUCAGCCAGCCCAGACCUACGGAGUCGCUCCGCCGGACAAUUAUCCGGAACGAGCUCCGGGCUUCACGAGGGUCCAGGCGGGCCAGGGCUCCAGGACCCAGGUGCACGCUGUUCUAGAUUACGACGUGGAGGAGGGCGAGGAGGAUGAGGAGGAGGACGGCGAGGAGGAGGGACAGUACUACGAGGGACAAGAGAAGGAUAAGGCGAAUAACAAUCAGAUGCCCACGGUGACGCCCAUCCAGGGACCCAUUUACCUGAAGAACGGAACAGUGCCGGUGGUGCCGCUCUUCUCCUAUCCGAAACUCAACAACGGAACGUUCCUACAGAUUCCGAUCUGGUGGACGGCUCUGUCGGUGGCUUUGGGACUGGACGUGCGGGGCGAUGUCAUCAAGGGAGUGCCCUGCAUCAAGCGAUAUCAUCAGCUAUUCUGCCCCACGGCCGGCAACAGUUAUCCCAUUGACAAAAUCGAACGUUUCAUAGAUGACAACAAGGCUUUAAUGCGAAGGAUGUACGGCGAUUUCGAGAUGAAUAUGGAAGGUCCUGGCGGAGGAGGAGGAAGACAGCAAGCCAAGGUGCGAAAACGACGCUUCAUAGACGAGCCAGAUAUUUUCAUUCCACCCGGAGCAUUUGCCGCAAAUGCUGGGGAAACCGUCGAAGCCGGAGAUAGUUACUUUGGCCAACUCCGGAAAAAACGGCAAGCAGCCGCCGGAGGAAAUCGAAAUAGAGCCGGAGGAAGUGCCAAUGGGAAUACGAAUAGCAAUAGAUCACCAGGAAAUGGGAAUGGCAAUUCGGGCACUGGGAGACUCGAUGCCUGCGAGUCGAAGAUCGAAAUUGUCACACCCUAUUGGGCAUCGAAUUCGGCGGGGAAAAUCAGGGCCAUUGUAAAUACACAACAUUUCGAACAGGCCAUUCAUCAGGAGGUGUGCAGCAAUACUCAAACCCCCCGUUGCGAGGGCGAAUGUGGAUGCGAACAGAAGUACAAAUGGCAUCGACUGCUCGCCUACGAUCCCGACAACGAUUGCAAGGGCAUUUUUAUGGAUUGGUUCCUGUUUCCUUCGUGCUGUGUCUGUAGAUGUAAUCCCUAGAUCACCUGACUCUGAGCAAUUAAUAAUUAAACACAAUUGAUAAAUGUAAUUGAGACAAGUAAUUGUAGGUAGAAUGCCACUGAAUGUAUUUUAGUUGUUGUUAAGUAGACCUUACGUAAGACCUAAUCGGUAGCUCUAGUUAAGAUCGAUUCUACAUUUAGUUAAGGUUUUAUACGAGCCAUAUGUAUAUCUCUUCACUUCCCGUCUUUAUUCCUCCAUCCACAUGCGAUAUUGUUCAACCUCCAUUUUUUUGUACGGUAAUUGUAAUUGUAAACGUAAUUGUAUAACGAUUCAAGUGAAUAAAGUCUAUGCAAAAAUAAACGA
This is a messenger RNA of Drosophila ficusphila, 2982 nucleotides long. RefSeq names its product protein spaetzle 3 (gene spz3). NCBI's taxonomy places the organism in Eukaryota, Metazoa, Arthropoda, Insecta, Diptera, Drosophilidae. The record is from RefSeq and is a predicted model, not a curated record. Bases 796 to 2658 code for a protein of 620 amino acids. Gene Ontology annotation, molecular function: Toll binding; growth factor activity. Gene Ontology annotation, biological process: central nervous system formation; regulation of Toll signaling pathway; innate immune response. The transcript is spliced from 5 exons. Gene Ontology annotation, cellular component: extracellular region.